UGUAUCUUUUCCAUUUUGCACCGCUCGUGGCCGCCAUGUUUGGGAUGGGCAUGCCUCGCAUGCCUUUGCCGCGUGCGCGUCCUCCACCCUCCUGGGGCGCGAUGGGAGCCUCCCCGGCCGUGGGAACCGCGGGAACCGCGGCGCUCCCGAGUGCCGCGUCCACGGCCACGGCCCUGCCGGUGGGACGGAUCGACAAUGCGGCGGCGGUAUUGAAUUCGCGCCCCGAGUGGGCGCCCCCGACUUUGGAGCCCAAGGACUUCUCGGAGCUGGAUUCAAAGAGCCAGUUGGCACUGUUUUGCCAGAAGAAGCUCGGCCAAGUCUUCAAGCAGACGGACAUCAGCUACGUGAAUAACAAGUUCGACAUGGGCUUUCAGUCGAUUGUGAAAUUGACUUGCCUUGGUGGCCAAGAAUUCGCCGGCGAACUCCAGACAACUGCGUCACAGGCAGAGCAAGCAGCGGCAAAGCAAGCUAUGGAAGCAUUCAAGGAGGAAGUCACACAGCUUGGUUUGGAUCGCAUGAGCGCUGCGCAGGCCUCCAAGAAGAGAAAAGGUGCAGAGAUCGAACCCGGCGUGAAGAAACAGAGGCUACUUCCUGGCAUAUUGGGUGAGCCUGGACGGGUGGCAGCUGAUGCGGGCGUGGUGAACACCACCAGCAAGAUGGAGCUCAACACCCACUGCUCCAAGAUUGUUCGUAGGGUGAUGGAGAAGUCAGAUGUCACCUAUGAAACCGAUGCAGUGAUGGAGGGCGGCUUCCAGACCAAACUCAGGCUCAGCUGUUUGCCUGGCUUGUGGGGGAGCAGAGUCUUCGUGGGCGAGGUCCAAGCCAAGAAGGGUGAAGCGGAGCAAAGCGUCGCGAGCAUCGCCCUGGCAGCGAUCCAGAGCGAUGCCGACUUGAUGAGCAAGUUCAGUGCACCGCCCAAGCAGAAAGUUCGACCUCCAGGAAUGAUGAUGACGAAAGGGAAAGGCAAGGGCAAGGCUGGAGCAGCAGCGACCAGCUCCAACAUGCUACAGCUUCAGGCCAGCGCCUUCAAUAUGCCUCAGAUGCAGGUUCUGACGGGACUUGGAAUACCUGGCACCGGCUUUUGGUGAAGCCAUUGACUUCACAAAUUGCCCUGCCAGGGUCGUCUCACAAAGCCUGAGUUGCAAUUUUUUUGUCAUCUCACGGCUGCAUCUUAUCAGGAAAAGAUCCAA
Durusdinium trenchii is the source of this 1190-nucleotide messenger RNA. Lineage: Eukaryota; Dinophyceae; Suessiales; Symbiodiniaceae. The record is from the annotation of a GenBank genome assembly.